Molecule: messenger RNA, 2336 nt
Organism: Folsomia candida
Lineage: Eukaryota; Metazoa; Arthropoda; Collembola; Entomobryomorpha; Isotomidae
Gene: CCT8
Product: T-complex protein 1 subunit theta
Exons: 8
Coding region: 172-1818 (548 amino acids)
Biological process (GO): protein folding
Cellular component (GO): chaperonin-containing T-complex
Molecular function (GO): ATP hydrolysis activity; ATP binding; ATP-dependent protein folding chaperone
Source: RefSeq, a predicted model, not a curated record
CCCCGCGGAAUUCAAACCCAUCCAGAAUCUUCUGAAUGGUCGGUGUGUGUGCCUUGGUUUCAUUCAACGUGCUCUUCUUUCUCCCAUAAAUUUUUAAAAGUUUUCAAAAUUUCCAAAAUUUAUCUCCAAUUUUUCAACUCAUUUUUAAUCACAAAUUAAAAUAAAGUCAGAAUGGCUCUUCACGUUCCAAAGGCGGCGGGGUUUGCCUCCAUGUUGAAGGAGGGGUCGAGGCAUUUCUCCGGCCUGGAGGAGGCCGUGAAUCGGAAUAUCAACGCGUGUAAAGAAUUCGCCGAAUCUCUCCGGUCAGCCUACGGACCGUGCGGCAUGAAUAAAAUGAUCAUCAAUCACAUCGAAAAACUUUUUGUGACAAAUGAUGCCGGAACUAUUAUGCACGAGUUGGACGUGGAACACCCCGCAGCAAAAAUAAUGGUGUUGGCUUCUCAAAUGCAAGAACAGGAGGUCGGGGAUGGGACAAAUUUUGUUAUUCUGUUCGCCGCCGCGUUGCUCGAGGGUGCGGACGAUCUCUUAAAAAUGGGACUGACCCCCUCUCAAAUUAGCGACGGGUUUGAAAUCGCCCUUGAAAAGGCAAUGGCCAUCUUGCCGUCCCUUAGUCUCGGUGAAAUCAAGGACUUUCGCGACGAGAAACAAGUCUACAACGCGAUCCGAACUUCCGUUAUGAGUAAGCAGUUGGGAAAUGAGGACCUUAUCGCUAAAUUGGUUACGAAAGCGUGUGUUGCCGUCAUUCCUGAUAAGCAAACGACUUUCAAUGUCGAUAAUAUCCGAGUAUGUAAGAUUUUGGGGUCGUCCAUCCACGCCUCUGAAGUUAUGCAAGGCCUCGUUUUCAAGAGAAACGUGGAAACGGCGAUUAUCAAAAAGUCGAACGCCAAAAUUGCGGUGUUCACUUGUCCACUCGACAUCACACAGACGGAGACCAAGGGGACCGUUCUCAUCAAGACGGCCAAGGAGCUGAUGAACUUUUCGCAAGGGGAGGAGGCCAUGUUGGAAAAUCAGAUCAAAGCGAUCGCGGACUCUGGGGCGAGUGUGGUGAUAACUGGAGGAAAGAUUGGCGACAUGGCGCUCCAUUUUCUCAACAAGUACAACCUCAUGGCGAUCCGUCUCCUGAGCAAGUUUGAUCUCCGCCGCGUGUGCAAGUCCGUCAACGCCACGGCCUCUCCCAAAGUGGAGAAACCAAUUCCGGAAGAUUUAGGAUAUGCGGAUGAAGUUUAUGUCGACGAGUUGGGCGAUACGUCCAUCGUGGUUAUCAAAGUGGGCACGACAGAGUCGAAAAUCGCCACCAUUGUCCUCCGAGGCGCGACAGACAACUAUUUGGACGACAUCGAGCGUGCCAUCAACGACGGAGUGAAUACUUACAAGGGAAUUACGAAGGACGGAAAGUUACUUCCCGGCGCUGGCGCAACUGAAAUCGAGCUCGCCCGUCAAAUUGAAUCCUACGGCGAGACACUACCAGGUCUUGAACAAUACUCGGUAAAAAAAUUCGCCUCCGCGUUGGAAUCCUUCAUCAAAAUCUUUGCCGACAACUCUGGCAAAAAAUCGAACGAGGUGCUGGCCAGAAUCAUCGCGGCGCAUCACGCCGGCCAGAAAAACAUUGGUUUUGACAUUUCCGACGAUUCGAAAGAUUCCCUCAUCGACGUGGAGGCCGCUGGAAUCGUCGACCUCUACAACGGGAAGGAGUGGGCCAUCCAGUACGCGACCAAGGCGGCCGUCACGAUCCUCAUAGUGGAUCAGAUCAUCAUGGCGAAACGGGCGGGAGGUCCAGCUCCGCGACCGGCCAAAGGUGGAGAUCAAGACGACGAUUAGUAGAUCUUAAUUAAUUAAUUUCCAUUUCUCUUAUAAAAAUUUAGAAUCAAUCUUUUUCCACAAUAAUAAUUAUUAAUUUACACUGAUAGUGGGUGGGUCACCAGGCGGAAGAGAAACAAUAAUUAAUUGAUUAAUUACUUAAUUAAGCUACUUUUUGCACCAUGUUUAAUCAUGUUCUAAAUAUUAUUAUGAUUAAUAAUCUUUGAUAGGGUCGUUUUCGUGAUAAUUAAUUAACCCCGGUCAAGUCAGUAUAUAUCUUGUACUUUCUUUACUAAUAGCUUCUUUCUUUUUUUAUAAUUAAGCCAGCUUCAAAUUCAUUUGUUUAAAAUUCUUGUAAUUCAUUCACAUACUGAAAAUUUAGCAUGAAACUGAAACAUUUUGAUUUCAUUAAAGUUAAAGUUGUAACAUUUAAAUUGUGUUUUUCUAAUUUCGAGGGCGAGGUCGGUGGCUGAUAAAUAUUUCAUAUUAAGCAGGCAAUAAAUUAUCCUCGCCUUGGUGAAAAAGCGUGGAGAAUCGAG